Messenger RNA from Vicia faba (fava bean), 1419 nucleotides. NCBI's taxonomy places the organism in Eukaryota, Viridiplantae, Streptophyta, Magnoliopsida, Fabales, Fabaceae. The record is from the annotation of a GenBank genome assembly.
AUGGACUUGUACGGUCGGAGCCCCACUAGAAAUGGAUCCAACCCGCUUAGUCAACAUGAAUGGCGUUCACCGACCGCUGAAGCUGCUCUCGGAGAGUCGAUGUGGCAAUUAACGCUUGGUGGUAGUGGUGGUGGUGAAUCUUACCCGGAGAGACACGGUGUGCCUAAUUGUGCUUAUUAUAUGAGAACUGGGUUUUGUGGCUAUGGUGGCAGGUGCCGUUUCAAUCACCCGCGUGAUCGUGCUGCGGUUGCUGCUGCCGUUAGAGCUACAGGGGACUACCCAGAACGGCUUGGGGAACCUCCGUGUCAGUAUUAUUUAAAAACUGGAACCUGUAAAUUUGGCGCAUCCUGUAAAUUCCACCAUCCCAAAAAUGGAGGGGGAUAUUUAAGCCAAGCUCCACUAAAUAUUUAUGGAUACCCAUUACGUCCGGGUGAGAAUGAGUGCUCCUAUUAUUUGAAAACGGGGCAGUGCAAAUUUGGCGUAACUUGUAAAUUCCACCAUCCUCAACCCGCAGGCACGUCAUUGCCAGCUUCUGCACCUCAAUUUUAUCAACAGGUGCAAUCUCCAACUGUUCCUCUGCCCGAACAGUAUGGAGGAGCUUCCACAAGCUUGAGAGUGGCCAGGCCUCCGGUGUUACCCGGUUCAUAUGUACAGGGGGCUUAUGGUCCUGUACUUCUUUCCCCAGGGGUUGUUCCGUUUCCUGGAUGGAGUCCUUAUUCGGCUCCAGUAAGUCCCGUGUUAUCUCCUGGUGCGCAACCUGCUGUCGGGGCUACUUCUCUAUAUGGAGUGACCCAGUUGUCGUCUUCAACAUCAGCUUUUGCUAGACCUUACACUCCUUUGCCCUCUUCUCCCGGUCCUGCAGGAAGCAGUCUGCAGGAGAAAAUAUUUCCUGAAAGACCCGGUGAACCGCUCUGCCAAUACUUUCUCAGAAACGGGGACUGUAAAUUUGGAUUGGCUUGUAGAUAUCAUCAUCCACAGGACCUCGUUGCUGCACGGCCAGUUCUUAGCCCCGUUGGUCUUCCUUUACGCCCGGGUGUACAGCCUUGUUCAUUUUAUUUACAAAAUGGGCACUGCAAGUUUGGCUCGACAUGCAAGUUUGAUCAUCCCGUGGCUGUGGGGUCAAUGAGAUACAGUCCAUCAGCAUCUUCUCUUAUCGAUGUUCCAGUAGCUCCCUACCCAGUCGCGUCUUUACUGUCUAACCUGGUGGUUCCUUCAACAACACCUUCAGAGUUUCGGCCUGAACUGAAGCCAGGGCCCAAAAAGGAAUCAUCAAUUUCAUCCAGAAUGCAUUCUUCUGGAACUUCUGUCGGUUUAAUUUUCUCACAGGGCGGGUCUGUCACGCUGUCUGAUGCGCAUCUUUCAAGUCAGAGUUCAGUUUCUUUGAACAGUAGCAGAAGCAGGAGCGGCGAGAUACAUUGA